CCAAUAAUUAUAAUUGGGGUCUAAAUCUAAUUAUUGUUAUUCCAAUUUCCCGAACACAAAACUUUCAGACAUGUUUGGUCUUAAACUGGUUCAUCUCCCUUAAUCUCUGUAAAUAUCUCUGCCAAUCGGCGACGGACUCGAAUCAAACCUAAUCUUCUGAAACAAGUUUUCUUAGCUUUUAGUUUUGGACAAAGAUCUUGGGAAUAGCUAUGUCUACACAUGAUUCAUCAUCAAGAGAAGCCCUUGAGAUAGAAUUUGGUUUACUGCAAGUGGAUUAUGAUUUACAAGCUGAGCUGCUGGAUAGGGUCAAAUCAGCUGCAACCAGCUUACACUAUUUGAGGUCAAAAGCUACCAUCUUGGCUGAAGAGGUAGAGCUAGAAGAUGAUGGUUCAGUUUCUGAAGUGGACAAGGACAUCAUCAGUCUUCUGACUUUUACUAGAACUAGCAAGAACCAAGACUCCUUGGUUGUUACAGAGGAUGGAGCUAUGCUCCAGUCCAUACAGAUGAUUGCUGAUGUGCUGGAGUCUCUUCUGAGGAGAGUCACCGCAGCAGAAUCUGAAGCCUCGUUUCAAAAGGAGAGGGUGAUUAUCGGCGAGGAAGAGAUUAGAAGGAAGACGAUUCAAAUCGAGAAUAUGUCAUUGAGGUUAGAAGAGAUGAAACAGAUUGUACAUGAGAAUAAAGAUGUUCUCGAUGAAACAGUGGAGAUAAUUAAGAAACUGGUUGAAGAUAGUAGGAAGGAUAGAGAGAAAGCUGUUGAGAAUGAAGAGGAGCUCCGUCGUGUGAAGACAGAGUUUGAGUCGCUUAGAAAUUAUGUUAAUACUUCCACCAAUGUUGUGGAAACACUUCUUUCAUCGGAGAGGCAGUUCCAAACUAUCGAAGCACGGCUGGUUGCUAAGUCUGCACAGCUGGAAGGCGAGAAGGCGCAGAAAGAGGUAGAAGUUCAAAAGCUGAUGGAGGAGAACGUGAAGCUAACCGCUCUUCUUGACAAUAAAGAAGCGCAGCUUCAAGCCUUGAAUGAACAAUGCAAAGUCAUGGCUUUGAAUGCUUCAAACUUCUGAUUCUGCAUAUUUCAAAGCCGUACUUAAUUUGGUAUGGCCUAUGGGAUUCUUAUGUUGUUCAGAUUUGACAUUCUGGUAACUCUGUACAAUCAUGGCUUUGAAUAAGCAAGCAAAGUUGAUCCGUUGGCUACUCAUUUGUUAAUAGUUUAUGCUUCUUUGUUGGUAUUGUCUCUGGACAUGCAUCAAUUGCUCUAUGAUAUAACGAAGUUUAGUCU
This is a messenger RNA of Brassica rapa (field mustard), 1273 nucleotides long. RefSeq names its product oral-facial-digital syndrome 1 protein. Lineage: Eukaryota; Viridiplantae; Streptophyta; Magnoliopsida; Brassicales; Brassicaceae. The record is from RefSeq and is a predicted model, not a curated record.